Molecule: messenger RNA, 1833 nt
Organism: Paramecium pentaurelia
Lineage: Eukaryota; Ciliophora; Oligohymenophorea; Peniculida; Parameciidae
Source: the annotation of a GenBank genome assembly
AUGUAACAAUCUACUGCCAAAAAUCUGAGAGACUUACUCAUAAAACAAUAAUUGAAUUCUAAAAUACAUUUUAAAGGUGAACCAAUAAAAGUGCCACUUAGAAAAUAAUCAGGUACUUGGGAAUGUUAAUGUAAUCUCAAACAUUGUGCUAUCUGUACUCGUAAAAAGGUUAAUCAGAGUCCAAUGAUUAGAUAACAAGAUUCAAAAAGAGAUAUGAAAGUUGGAAGUUCAAUCUCUGCCCAUCAAUCACCUAAUAGAGAGAAAUAAAGUUAAAUAUUAAUGAAUAGAUAACCAUCUGCAAAGAAACCAUAAUAUGCAGACAAUAUUAUCUAUCAUAAAAGUAAUAUCAGCAAUUCAUAACUAUAUGAAAAUAGUUAUCAAUUAAAAAGUAAAGUUGUACCUAAAAAAGUUGAGAGUAAAAGUAUGUUGAGUAGUACUUAGAUGUCAUUUAAAUUGAAAUUGACUAGCAAAUAUAAUUCUGCUAAUUCAGUUAAUUCAAUCAAUUCAUAAUCUCGAUCUGAAUAGAUAUUAAACUCAAUAUCUGAAUCAGCUCCUAAUUCUCCAAAAAAGGAUAAAUAAUCUCAUAGUCGUAAAUCAGAAUUGAAUGAUAAAACUCAAUUAGUAGCAUAAUAAAUUGAGAAUCUCCCUCCAGAAAUAGUAGGACGUUAACAUUUUAAAUUUUUAUAUGUAAUUGGAAAGGGAGGUUUUGGUAGAGUAUGGAAAGUAGAAAUGAAGAAAAAUAAAAAAAUGUAUGCUUUAAAAGAAAUGGCUAAAGCUAAAGUUAUUUAAAAACGUAGUGUAAAUUCUGUACUAAAUGAGAAAUAUUUGUUAGAACAUCUACAUCAUCCUUUUCUUGUUAAUAUGUCAUAUGCAUUCUAAGAUAGAGAGAAUCUCUAUCUUAUCAUAGAUCUCUUAACAGGAGGUGAUUUACGUUUCCAUUUAGGUAAAAUGAGACGAUUCAGUGAAGCUUAAACAAGUAUUUAUUUCUAAUUCAAUUUUUAUUAGAAUUCUUUGUUGCCUGCAUUCUACUCUCUCUUACAUAUUUACAUCAACAUGGAAUUAUACAUAGAGAUCUUAAACCAGAAAAUCUAGUUCUAGAAGAAGAUGGAUAUAUGAGAUUAACUGAUCUGGGAAUUGCACGUAUUAAUAAGGGUAAUAAUGCUGGAGAUACUUCUGGUACUCCAGGAUAUAUGGCACCUGAAGUAAUGUGUAGAAUGGAUCAUUCAAUUGUUGCAGAUUAUUAUGCAUUAGGAGUUAUAACAUAUGAAUUAAUGCUUGGACGUAGACCAUAUAAUGGUAGAACUAGACAAGAUAUUCGUGAAUAAAUAUUAGCUAAAUAAGUUUAAGUAAGGAGAGAAGAAAUGCCUAAUUAUUGGAAUGAAAGUGCUAUGGAUUUUGUUAAUGCAGUAUUGAUUCAAUAUUAUAUAUAUAGUUAAUUUAACGUAAACCUGAAAGAAGAUUGGGAGCUAAUGGAAUAGAAGAAAUUCUUCAUCAUCCUUGGCUCAAAGGAUUUCCAUGGGAUGAUCUCUUAAAAAAGAAACUUACAGCUCUUUAUACUCCAGGAGUAAUUUGAUUUAUCUAAAGUAGUCUGUAGAUAAUAAUUUUGAUUUCCAAAAUUAGAUAUCAGAAGAAACACAAUUGAAUGAUGAGUAAUUACUUGAAAAUCAAGUAAUGUUACGUCGAGAUACUGUCUAAGGUAAUAAUAAGAUAAUAUAUAUAUAUAUAGCAUUAUUUGAUGGAUAUCAAUAUGAUGCUGAUCUCUCAAAAUUAUAACAUUAAUAAACUCAAAAAAAUUCAUAGAGAAGAUUUUAACAAUCACCAGACAAAAAAUGA